UACAGUUUCAGCAUCGAACUGUUCGUGUCGUUCGUUGCAUUAUGUCUGGACGUGGAAAAGGAGGCAAAGUCAAGGGAAAGGCAAAGUCCCGUUCGAGCCGCGCUGGAUUGCAGUUUCCAGUCGGUCGUAUUCACCGUCUACUCCGAAAGGGCAACUAUGCCGAGCGUGUUGGAGCCGGUGCUCCCGUCUACCUGGCUGCCGUGAUGGAGUAUCUGGCCGCUGAAGUUCUCGAGUUGGCAGGAAAUGCCGCUCGUGACAACAAGAAAACCCGAAUUAUCCCACGUCACCUGCAGUUGGCCAUCCGCAACGACGAAGAGCUGAACAAACUUCUUUCCGGAGUGACCAUCGCUCAGGGUGGUGUCCUGCCAAACAUCCAGGCCGUCCUGUUGCCCAAGAAGACCGAAAAGAAGGCCUAAAUUCGAUCCAAGUUCCCACCCUUUAACAAAAUCCGUCCUUUUCAGGACGACCAAUUUGAUGGUAAAGAGUUUCGUUUUCAAAACAGUUUAUUUCGUGGUGCGCAAGGAGUGAUAAAAUGAAUCCAUUAAAAACAUGGUUGAAUCUUUCUGUCAUGCUCUCCCUAGUUAAUUGAUAUCCUCAUCGAGUAGGUUCGAUGAUGGUUGAUUAGUGUAGGCGUGUCUUGAAUUCCAAGAAAUUAACCAGUGCAGUGUUAUCAUUCCAUCCAAUCAAUCGACUAAAUUUUCAAUAGCGCCCUAAAAUAUCCAUCAGUACCGUCCCAACGACGCGUUCAUAUAGAUAAGAUAGGUAAAUAGCAGAUUUUUAGCGAUGGGCCCAAUCUUAGAUCCAUUUCCCCUACCUUGCAGAGCUGCGGUGGCCCUGGACUUAUGGCCUACAUUGAUGCAGCGGAAU
Molecule: messenger RNA, 867 nt
Organism: Ochlerotatus camptorhynchus
Lineage: Eukaryota; Metazoa; Arthropoda; Insecta; Diptera; Culicidae
Product: histone H2A
Exons: 1
Coding region: 42-416 (124 amino acids)
Biological process (GO): heterochromatin formation
Cellular component (GO): chromatin; nucleosome
Molecular function (GO): DNA binding; protein heterodimerization activity; structural constituent of chromatin
Source: RefSeq, a predicted model, not a curated record